CCGACCUAUAGACAGUUCUCUAUUUUGUACCAUUUGCUUCGUUAAUAGAAUUUUUCCUUCACAAAAACAAAACUAUACUUUGCUAUCAAAACACGAUUUAAUAGUGGGGUUGAGACGGCACGUUCCUACGUGCGUAAUUUGCGAUAGAGACCUUGCUGGGUACGCGCCGUUUUACAAUUGCGAAAUCUGCUCCGACGAAUAUUUAGAGUUGCUCGAUCAAUUAAAUUCAACCGGAGAGGAUAUUUUUGAGCUUUCAGACCCGACAGUAAUUCGAUCACGAGAAAAGUCGACGGGAUUUCUUUCCCUCGCCUCCGAAAACAAUUAGCUUCGCGAUCCUCGGGAAGUAUCCUCGUAUUUAAACAUCCCUGCAGUUAUAAUCACGGACACUCGGAACGUAACAAAGCUAACGAAGUCGGCCCGGCAGUGGUACGAUGUUCAAGGUGGAGCAGUGUUGGAAUCAUGGGCGAAUCUUCGGCACGGACUGCUGAAGAUGUUUGAGCGAAGAAUCCCGUUUUUCAAGGCGAUGCAAAAAGCUGAAAAUCGAAAGUGUAAUAUGCAGAGAGAAACUUUCGAUAAGUACGCCAUCGACAAAUUAGAAUUGAUACAUAGAAUGGAACUACCGGAAAGAGACGCCAUACAGUUAAUAAUCGGCGGAAUUCCACAAAGUUCAUUGAGAGCAACGGCUCUAUCGGUGACGGCAGAGUCACUGGAGAUCUUUCUUGACAAAAUAAGGAAGAUCACAGAAGGCGUAACCGAUUACGAGAGAAAGAACCAAGCAGCAGCGUCAACUCCAAAGGCGAAAGGCGAGCCCUGCAGGAACUGCGGAAGGAAGGGGCACGAUCAUAAGGAAUGCCGGAACGAUGCGGUUUGUUUCAACUGUAAGCAGAAGGGACAUCGGUUCUACGAGUGCAAGAAAGCCAAAGAUCAUCGUCCGAAAAGCGCCAGCGGAGGAGCGAGCUCAGCAGCAAUCCCGUCAGCAGUCAGUGUGACGGAGGAAACCAGCCCCGCAGGAUCGACAGUAGCAGCAGUCGAGGAGCCGGGGAAAGGGUUAGAAGUGGUACCCCGUUUGUGAGGGUUAGCGGAAUCGGCGGUAAGCGUUGCACAUUUAGCGUUGAUAGAUACGGGAAGCCCCGUGUCGUUUAUUAAAGCAAGCAUAUUGAGAAAAUACAUAGAGUCAGCGGACGAAAAGCUUGGGCCAGUUAACAGAAAUUUAAGCGAACAGUAGUUAAAUAUAUACAAUAACUCUUUUUCUUCGCCAAUCGAUAUAUAUAAAUUACAAAAUAAUAAAACAAAUAGUUUUAUUUAUUCGACCAUAUAUUGGCAAUAGUUUAAUUAAACCUUACAUUUCAACCAGGAUUCUGGUCCUUUUCAAGUAAUACAAUCUAAAAAUAAUUACAAAAACAAAAAUUCCGUUAUGAAUACAAUACAAGAACAAAACAUACUCAAAUCGUCAACAACUUACAUACGUUAAUUUUAAAUUGAGGUCUUUAUGAAUCUCAAGAAAAUCACUAUCGCAAUGACAAAGUCAAAUAAUUGGUAAAUACACCAGACAACCGCCAUGUACGACUUAUGAACAGAGACUGAACGUAGGUCGACAACAUCACAUCUCACAUGUUUCUUAUUAUAUUAUGGUAAACAUCCGGAAGUGUUUCCGUGUCCUUUUGUAAAUUUAUUGAACCAGUAUGCUGUUUUAUGAACACCAUUUCAGCAACUUCUCUCUUUUUAAGAUGUUUUUCUCGAUAUAAAAUCCUCGGAUUUUCCCAAUCAAAAUUAUGAUUAUUUUUGAACCGAUGUUUACUGACCACAGAACAGUCUCUAUCCUCCUUCCUGAUAUCCGUUACGUGUUCUUUUAUUCGUGUUUUUAAUUGUCGCUUAGUUUGUCUAACAUAAUUUGCAUCGCAAUCCACACAAUCAAGCCUAUGUACAACACUAGUCUGAUUUUCAUUUGCUAAUUUAUCUUUCCCUCUCUUGAUAACAUUAUUUAACUUUUUUGGAACCGUAUAAACUACAUCUAAUCCUCGAUUUCUCAAAAUUCUCGUUAUAUUACCAUUACAAUCUUUGAUAAACGGUAUCGUUAUAAAAUUAUGUCGUCCAUUAUUAUUAUUUCUACUACGAUUUGAAGAACUGUCAUGCUUGAUGUACUUUAACCUUUUAUCUACAUAUCUAUUGAUAACAUAACUCGGGUAACCAUUAUUUAAGAGAAUAUUUUUAACAAUAUUUAUAUUAGAAUCGUGAAACCGUUUAUCAGCCAGUAGAAUAGCUCUAUCAACCAAUGAAUUCUUUAUUCACAAAUAUUCCUAAAGAAUUGGUGAUGAAAGGUUUGGAAAAAAGAUGGGAUUAUAUAAAGAAUUUUACGAAUCUUAAUUUAAACCAGUUUUUGUAUGCAGUAAAUUUAAGUUUAGAGUCUACAUGUUUUAGUUUUAACGGACAGUUCUAUGAACAAAUUUUUGGUACCCCGAUGGGCUCGCCUUUGUCUUCUGUUCUUGCGGACAUUGUCUUAGAGGAUUUGGAAAAUUGUUGUAUUGAUAAACUUGAUUUUGAGUUGGUUGUAUAUGGUAGAUAUGUGGAUGAUAUUUUUUUUAUUCUUCCUGAGGGCAAAGUUUUUGACACACUGGACAUUUUUAAUAAUUAUAUUAUCACCCAAGGUUGAAGUUCACGGUAGAAAUUGAAAAUAAUAACUCGAUAAGUUUCCUAGACUUGUUGGUAAUUAGAGAUGGUGAAAGCUUAAUAACGAAUUGGUUCCGUAAAUCAAGAGACACGGUAGUGUCUCACGCCAAGUAUACGCGUGGCGAGACCGCACCGUGACUCUUUAACG
Molecule: messenger RNA, 2815 nt
Organism: Ooceraea biroi (clonal raider ant)
Lineage: Eukaryota; Metazoa; Arthropoda; Insecta; Hymenoptera; Formicidae
Molecular function (GO): zinc ion binding; nucleic acid binding
Source: RefSeq, a predicted model, not a curated record